CUUCUUCUUGCACGUCGACCUCGACUCUCGUGUGCCUCUCGUAUUUGCCUAUUGGCCGGUACUCAUGCACCUACCUCCAGAGCUCACCGACAUAGUCAUAGAUCACCUCUACGGUGAUCAGCACUCCCUCAGCGCAUGCGCACUAACAUGUCGCGAGUGGCUGCCCACGGUCCGCUACCAUCGCUUCCACCACACUUCGUUACCUGUGAGCCGCGACUCUACACAACGAUUCCAUGAAGUGCUCCUCGCAUCUCCAGAGAUUUGUAUCCUGGUGCAGUCGCUCGAGCUACACGGACCGGUCGGAUCGGCGGAGGUACAUACCUGGGAGAACGCAUCGUACACGUUCUUGACGCUGCUACCGGCAGUGGCGAGGCUCAAGCUCGUCGCGGUGAUCCUCGAAGACUCUGUGCAAGGCAUGCUCGUUACGAGCUUGAGGGGCGUCACUCAGCUCGCCAUGUACAGGUGUCGUUACCGGUCGUUCCAGUCCCUGGUAACCUUGAUUGGGUCCUUUCCAUCCCUCCACACGCUUUCGCUUUCCUUCGGGAUCAAGUGGCGUUUCCACUUCCCACUGCCUGCCUCCGUCGCAAGUGAUCUCCGGUCCCACCUCCCGGCAGGAUUGCGGACGCUCAGACUAGGGGAGCCACGGUCAGAAGACCACGCAAGGUCUUCUGAGAUAGUCACUGUCAGGGAGAUGCUCAUGCUGGAGAUCCACACAAAGAGGACGGUACAUGUCGCUCAGCAACUGCUCAACGCGCUCAGCUCAGAUACCCUCGAGGCGCUCGAGCUGGACGUCGGCGGUACGAAUGGACUGCUGAGAUCUAUUGAACGCGAAGGAUUCACGCUCGCGCCUUGCACCCGCCUCCGCACCUGCAUGCUGCGGGUCCUCCUCCGCUACAGCCCCUCCCACAACAAUGACCCAGAUGUCCGCGGAUUCGUGACGCUCCUCGCUACGCUCGCAUCGCCUCUCUUGAAGACGUUGACGCUGUCGCUAUACAUCCAAGACGCAGAGGACUCCAGCACAGCUCGUAGAGUGCGCUUCGAUGAGCUGCAAGCGUUCGACUGGGCUAGCAUCGGCGCGAUGCUGGGACCGACCAGGCUACCUGCCCUGCAAAAGCUAUUGGUAGAGGGAACAGGUGAGAUGGCCGUUCUCGAGGAUUACAUCAGACACGUACUGCCUGCGCUGUACGCCCGUCGAGUCGUACAGCUCGUUCCAUACACGAGACGUUGAAGUCGCUAUUUCCACCACCAAUCGAUCCCUUGUCGCAGUCGCCUGUCGACAGACUUUCUAUACUUUCUAUCGGCAGUGGUCCUCGCAAAUAAAAUAUUGAGGCCGUGAACAUCGGCCGUCGCGCACGAUCGGUUACAUCGUCUAUGUGGUGAAUUUG
Molecule: messenger RNA, 1385 nt
Organism: Rhodofomes roseus
Lineage: Eukaryota; Fungi; Basidiomycota; Agaricomycetes; Polyporales; Fomitopsidaceae
Exons: 2
Coding region: 65-1228 (387 amino acids)
Source: RefSeq, a predicted model, not a curated record